AGAAAUCAGCUCCAUCGCCAUGAAGGCAAUCCUCAUUGCUGCUGUCAUCACAGCCCUCGCCGUCGAGGCUGUAGAAUCUCUGGGCUGUGUGCAGUAUAAUUCAUGGAACACCACUAAUGCCAACAGCAAUGCUGCCUCUCCAUGUCCCCAAGAAGCCAACAUCAGCUGUACCAGCUCCUUGAUGAACUCGACUCUAGGGGGAACCAGGCAAGAGUACGUGGACAAGUCCUGCUCUGCAGAGCAGUGUGACCUCAAGGAGAAAGUGGUUGCAGCCUUCACUGUCCAAGUGUCCGAUGAAGACCUCUUCCAGUUUGCAAGCCUGUGCUGCACAGAUGAAGGGUGUAACACCAAGGAUGCCUCGGUGCCUCCAAUGGAAAACAUAUCCAGGACCGUGGAGUGCCCUGCUUGUUAUGGAUCUGAUGAAGCUUCCUGUAGUGGGCAAGCCCGGAAAUGUAAUACAGAAGAACGGUGUGUCAGUCUAGUUGCCGAGUUCAGUAACGGGAGCGCGUCUGAGAUCCUUGUGCUGAAAGGCUGUUCGAAUGUCAGUAACGAGACCUGUGUGUACUUGUCUGCUGCAAACCGGACGGUUGGAGGAAUUGUCUUCCGAAACUUUGAGUGCUCCAACAGCACCCUGAGUAACCUCACCAGCCCAUCGCCCACCACUACCACCACUACCACCACUUCCAACACAUCCAAGUUCUCUUUCACGCCCGUGGCCCUCGCCAGCCUCCUUCUGCUAGGGCUGCUGCUCUGAGAUCCCGAACUUCUUUCCACCCAGUGCCCUGUUCCACCACCGCUCCUGUCUGCGGCCUGCUCUAGCCGCUUGCUCAGAGGCUUCCAAAAGGCUGGCACCCCUCAUUGUUCUUCAUUAUUAAAGCUUUGGUUCAUCUGCUGGCCAAAUCUGUCCUAAUAAGUUCCAGGCUUCAUUGGAGCCAGUCCCUGGGUCCAUGACCCAGUGCGGAAUCCAUGCCUCUGAAAUCUGUGCACAUCUGCGUCUGGGUUCUGAGGACCCCCAUGUUCCUUGCCCUCCAUGCUUCUGUUAAGCCCAUCUUUGACCUUGCUGUCACCUUCUGCUUCCAGCCCUUCACCUCUGGGGACCGCCGUGCUGCGGUUGCCCCCUUCUUCCCCAGUGCACAUGAGGUGUCCUUUUUUCUCCAGUGUUGAUGUCCCAGUAAUGCCCUGUAAUGCCCAGUUUUGACUCCAGCUCUGAUACAGACACUACAGUUACCCUUCAGCCUUGGGAUAUUGAUAUCCUGACUCUUCAAAAAUUGUCCUGGCUGUCGUAAGAAGCCUACAGUGAGUGAUGAUGACAGGAAUGCCAAGAACUCCAGUGAUCCCAGUCAUCCCAAGUUCCUAUCACCAAGUGAGCCCAAAGCAGUGUGCAGAGGGAUUGCUGAAGGCUGGCAAGCUCCACUGCCUAACCUCUCCAGGCAGGAAAUCAAGUGAGACAGCAGA
Molecule: messenger RNA, 1455 nt
Organism: Choloepus didactylus (southern two-toed sloth)
Lineage: Eukaryota; Metazoa; Chordata; Mammalia; Pilosa; Megalonychidae
Gene: LYPD8
Product: LY6/PLAUR domain containing 8
Exons: 5
Coding region: 20-754 (244 amino acids)
Biological process (GO): defense response to Gram-negative bacterium
Source: RefSeq, a predicted model, not a curated record